Messenger RNA from Candoia aspera, 1941 nucleotides. It is a transcript of the gene ADPRHL1, whose product is annotated as ADP-ribosylhydrolase like 1. NCBI's taxonomy places the organism in Eukaryota, Metazoa, Chordata, Lepidosauria, Squamata, Candoiidae. The record is from RefSeq and is a predicted model, not a curated record. The transcript is spliced from 7 exons. Gene Ontology annotation, molecular function: magnesium ion binding; ADP-ribosylarginine-[protein] hydrolase activity. Gene Ontology annotation, biological process: protein de-ADP-ribosylation. The coding region runs from base 200 to 1267 and encodes 355 amino acids.
UGUCCACUGGAUAUCAGAGAAGCAGUGGCAUCUGCAAGCCAGGAAAGGCAAGGCUUCCCUUAUACGGACAGUUCUUUGCAAUGACACAAUGGCUCCAAUAUAAAGUGUUGCUUAAUCUAAGCUGGAAGGCAAAGGAACAAAGAAACAUCAAGUGCCUGUUUGAGACCAAAGAGAACUGAAAAAGCAUUCAAGUCAUUUAAUGAUGGAGAAAUUUAAGGCUGCUUUGAUACUAGCAGGAGUAGGGGAUGCUUUGGGCUAUCGAAAUUUUACUCGGGAAAACAAUGCUUUAGGUGCAAAGAUCCAAGAGGAACUGAAGGAAAUUGGAGGGCUCGGAAACCUGGUCUUGUCCUCUGACAAAUGGCCAGUAAGCGACAAUACUCUGAUGCACAUGGCGACAGCUGAAGCUCUCAUCACAGAUUACUGGUGCUUAGAAGACCUGUAUCGGGAACUUGUUAAACGUUACAUUGAUGCUGUUGAAAAACUUCCUGAGAGAAGGUCAGAUCCUGCUACUAUUGAAGGCUGCUCCCAACUGAAGCCAGAUAAUUAUCUCCUUGCUUGGCAUACACCCUUCAAUGAGAAAGGCUCAGGGUUUGGUGCAGCUACAAAAGCCAUGUGCUUAGGGAUGAAAUACUGGAAACCUGAAAGGCUGGAAACUCUCAUUGAAGUGAGCAUUGAAGUUGGACGAAUGACUCAUAAUCAUCCUACAGGCUUCUUAGGGUCCCUGUGCACAGCUCUGUUUGUUUCAUAUGCAAUCCAAGGAAAGCCGCUGGUCCAGUGGGGAAGAGAGAUGAUGAAAAUUGUUUCAAUGGCUGAAGAAUAUUGCAAAAAGACCAUCAGGCACAUGGCAGAGUAUCAGGAACACUGGUUUUACUUUGAAGCAAAAUGGCAAUUUUAUUUGGAGGAGAGGGAGAUCAGUGAAGAAAAUCAGAAUAAACCUCAUUUUCCUGACAAUUAUGAUGCUGAGGAAAGAGAAAAGACUUACAGGAGGUGGAGUUCUGAAGGUCGUGGUGGCAGGAGAGGUCAUGAUGCUCCCAUGAUUGCAUAUGAUGCUCUCUUAGGAUGUGGUGGUGAUUGGACAGAGCUUUGUAACCGGGCAAUGUUCCAUGGAGGCGAGAGUGCAGCUACAGGAUCAAUUGCCGGCUGCUUGUAUGGGCUGCUCUAUGGCCUCAGCAAGGUUCCUAAAGGCCUAUACCAGGAUCUUGAACAAAGGGAGAGGCUCGAAUACUUGGGAGAGACUAUUUUCCAACGAUCUUCAGAGGAAAAGUAAAGAUGCUUUUAAUUUUUUAUUUUCUAAAAAACUGGUAGCCAGUUUUGAAAACACAUUUGCAGGAAGGAGAAAAAAAAAAAGACCUGAAGCCCCCUUUCGUUUAAGAUUAUACUACUCAGUAAUAAUGGUGUGCUCAUCUCCCCCCAGGGUUAUUAGGAUUGCUGCCUUGAAGUAUUUAAACAAUGUUGGCAGUCAGUGUUCUAGAAUAUCUUUAAAGGUUAUCUAUGUUUCUUCAAGUAUAGAAUUUUGGCAUUGAUUUUAAAAAGCGAAUCUUCUAAAAAACCUUUUCAUGACAUGAAUUUUUCCCUCGCUCUCUUAAUGUCACCUUGUCAUCUGUAUGCUUAUGUUCACUUAUGUCAUCAUUGUAUAUAAAAAUCUAAUGCUAUCUGCAUGCCAGAGACCACUUUCAUCAACCUUCUAAAAGAGCAUUGCUAUUUUUAAUGCACUGUUUCCCUGAAAUUCUUAAUCUUAAGUCCUGUCACUUCCUUUUAAUGUGACUUUUUUGUCAGACUUGCAGUGCGCCAUUCUUCUAAAAAGGGAGAGUCAACGCCAGGAAGUGAUCCAAGAAAAGGCAGAAAAUAGUUACCCAAACCAUGCAAAUAAAUGUAAAAAAACACAAAACUACAAUGGUUCCUAGUUUAGCCUUUCAGACUUUUUGAUCCUAUUUUUUAAAA